UGAGGUAAACUCUCAGAGAACACACCACAGUACGCUGACAAACAUACCGGCAUUGUUCUCCACAACAGGUAUUUUGGGGGAAUCCAAAAGAAUAGUACAAUAGCAAGGAAUAAAAGACUCAUCUCAUAGAAAAUACUCAAUGCACCAAGGAUUUUAAGUAGAAGCUGCACAAAGGUUGAGGAAGACAUUAAAGACGCAAGUGGACGUAACAAACAAACAAAGGAUCUUUAAUGGAUAAAAAGUACCCCAGAAUUGUGGAUUAAAGAAUUAUAGAUCAAGAGGUGGACUACAGAUUAUUUUCCCACUGAGAAUUUGACUCCUUGUUCCUUGCGUGGGAUCAGGUUGUUGCUUGCCAGCCAACAUUGAGGCGCGACAAGUGUGGUGUUUUUUUCUCAUCCUUCUGAAGACCGAUUAGACUGAAAACAGGUCUGAUUAUUUAGUUCUCUCAAAUUUCAUUGACUACCAAUCUUGGUAGCACCUGCCCUUUAACUUAACCACAUUCAACCUCCUUCAAAUGUACUUAUUCAAAGGGAGAGAUUUUGAAGACGUUUGUUUUCAUCAAAACAGUUGUAAUUAAACCCUUGCUUUCCUUUUAUUUUCUGUGUGUAUGGCAUGAGCAGAGUCGUGUAGAAGUGUCGGGUAGAAGAGAAAAGGCAAGCAGUGGCUGGGGGAUUAAAGUAGUAGAGGAAGGGAGGAGACGAGAGAUAAACAGAGGGAAUUAAAGGAGUAAACAUCUCUUAGUGUCUACUGUUGAUCUAAACACAUCUCAUCACAAAUCACAGAGGCGCAGUUGUUAGUGACAGACCUGUGAUACGUGUAAGACAAACAGUUUGGCAUACACAGACAGACGGGACAUGCAAAUUGUCUGAGACAUACAGUAACAGUCCUCUGUGGCGUGUGUACGUGCACUUUGGGUGUGCGUUGCAGAAUAUUAUUUGCUCUCUUGUGGACUGAAGAACAUAGAAAAAUCAACCAAAGACUUGUAGGUUAGAAAUAGAGAGAAUAGAAAAGCACCCGGGUAGAGCUUCUUCCACUAUGGCAGCGGACACCUUGGAAGAUCUCUGUUCAACCACACAGAGCUUUGACAGACCGGAUGGUUUCAGAACAUACGUCUACACCCACAGCUGCCCGUGCACAGGAAGAAGACACAUCCAUGACAACAACAGCAAGUACACCUACAGGUGCCUUCUCCAACUCCCACUCUUCCCUAUAGCUCUACUCCUCGUCCCCUUGCUGCUCUGUAUCUGGGGCCACCAGGCCCAAGGAGUCGUCCACUCCAGCUUCCGCCGCCUCAGCAGCCGAGAAAAGAAAGAGAUGCAGAGGGAGAUCCUGUCCAUCCUGGGUCUACCGGGUCGGCCCAGACCCCAUCCUCCCCUCCGACCGCCCUCUUCAGCCCCCCUCUUCAUGCUGGACCUGUACCACGCUGUGUCGGCCGAGGGGGAUGAGGGAAACGGAAUAGGGGAUUGGGCAGGGGGUCUGGGGUUCGGCGUUGUGGAUGGGUUGACGGGCCACAUCAGCCAUGCCGCGCUGCCCACGCUUAACACAUACACGGCGCCACUGGGGAUGGUGGUCAGCGAGGCAGAUACGGUCAUGAGCUUCGUCAACCUGGUGGAGCAGGAGCGGGACCUGCUGCAGCCGCGGCCGUACUGGAAGGAGUUCCGUUUUGACCUGACGCCCCUCCCCCAGGGGGAAACAGUGACAGCUGCAGAGUUUCGCAUUUAUAAGACCCUGACCAUGGGCCAGAGGGCCAACCGCACCCUGCACAUCUCCGUCUACGAGAUCCAACGGGAGAACAAACACAGAGAGCCAGAGCUGGUGCUGCUGGACAUGCAGUCGGUGCCUGCGGGGCAGGAGGGCUGGCUGGCUUUUGACGUGACCUCGGCCAGCAACCGCUGGCUCCUGCACCCCCGCAGCAACCUGGGCAUCCGGCUCUAUGUGGAGACAGAGGAGGACCGGUCCCUGUCAGCUGGGUGGGUAGGAUUGGUGGGUCGUAGGGGCCCCCGCUCCAAACAGCCCUUCAUGGUGACCUUCUUCAGGGCCAGCCAGGCCCCCUGUCGCCCCCCACGCGCCCUGAAACCCAACCCCCGCAAGAAGAAACCCAAAUACGACCUGCCCCUGCCCAGUAUACAUGGUGAGGUCCUACAAGAUCACAGCCACGUCAACAGUGGGCGUCAGGCUUGUAAGAGACAUGAAUUAUAUGUGAGCUUCAGUGACCUAGGCUGGAAGGACUGGGUCCUGGCUCCUACGGGUUACUCUGCCUUCUAUUGUGAUGGAGAAUGCCUCUACCCUCUGGGUUCCUGCAUGAAUGCCACCAACCACGCUAUGAUCCAACUAGUGGUUCACCUUCUGAAACCGGAUGAGGUUCCCAAAGCGUGCUGCGCACCCACCAAGCUCAGUCCCAUCUCUGUACUCUUCUACGAUGACAAUAACAAUGUGAUCCUAAAGAAGCAUCGCAACAUGGUGGUCAAGACCUGUGGAUGCCUGUGACACCUAUGGUAGCACAUCUAUCAAUUCUACACCAUUUUAAUCAAUUUGACUGCCAUUGUCCCAAAAGAUACAAACGAGGUAAUAUAACUUGCAACCAGUAGUUGAUAGCAAUAAUCUGACAAUAUGCUGAUAAAUAGUAUGUAUCUAAUAUAUUGAUUUUGAGUCAGAGAUUGGUAUAUGAACAACACCCAUUGCCUCCUUCUUAAAGAAAUCCUCAAUUAUUAUCUUCACAUUGGACUUAUAACCAUAAUUCACUCUUAAUUAACUAAACUAUUCAAAUCUACAGUAAUUCAGAUAAUUACAUCACCCUUUCAUGUAAUAUAUUCUGUGACCAAUCAAAGCUGCAAAGUACUGUAUUAGAACUUCAAUCAAUGCUAAAAUUCUACCCUUUUGAUGGCUAUAGUAUCUUGUUGAACCAUUAAUUUAUCAGUCUCUUUUAGAUGUACUACACAUGGUUAAAUAAAAAAGCUAAAUAUAUGGACCAUAAAUGCUUUGCAAAGAUUACACGUUUUUUUCCCUUCUUUAAUUAUACUUUUAACCAGUACAAGUUAGUAGCAAUGGAAAAUGUCAAAUUAUUUGCCAUUUUUAUAUGUACAGAGGAUCCAAUACACAGUGAUGUAUGUCCUUGUCAACAGAUUUCUGGAGGACUGUAUACUGCUAUAUUUGUAAUAAAAUAAUAAACUAUACUGAACAAAAAUAUAAACACAA
Coregonus clupeaformis (lake whitefish) is the source of this 3195-nucleotide messenger RNA. Its product is annotated as bone morphogenetic protein 8B. The record is from RefSeq and is a predicted model, not a curated record. Gene Ontology annotation, molecular function: cytokine activity; growth factor activity. The transcript has 7 exons. Gene Ontology annotation, biological process: SMAD protein signal transduction. Gene Ontology annotation, cellular component: extracellular region. Bases 1036 to 2487 code for a protein of 483 amino acids. NCBI's taxonomy places the organism in Eukaryota, Metazoa, Chordata, Actinopteri, Salmoniformes, Salmonidae.